ACCUCUUCUUUAUCCAUUCAUCUUCCGAUGGACACCGAGGCUCCCCGUCCUCAACUAUUACCCAUACUGAAUGCACUCAGCCUCAUCUAGUCUGAAACCGAGAAGUGGUUCUCACUCCCGGAGAGAUUAUUACCAGAGAAGCAGCCCCCACACACUCAGGUGCCACGUCUCCACCAGCCAUUUUUUUUUAUAAACGGCAACGGGCACUGAACCCGAACCUUCCCAGAAACGGUCACAGAACCCCUGGCCCAGGUCAGUGGAGCUUGCUUCCAAGAGCUGCCCUGUUCCCAGGCCAGCCCUAUAAAUACUCCCAAAGUCCCCCUGGACAUGCAGUUAGUAGUACCUCUGCCUCUGGGCACUGUCCCCACACUCAGGCCCUACGCUCCCCGCUGGACCAAAGCCUGCAGGUGAGAAGUGACCAAAGCAGACAUCCCCCCUCUCACACACUUUGGACCUUUUGUUCUGAGUCCACCUGCAAAAGAAAUGUCAACUCUACCGAGGAAAGCAGACACACAAGGACCUGGCUAGAUGAGAAGAACCAGAUCCUCCAGGUUUGUGCCUCAGGGGCUGAUGGGCAGGUACCUGAGAAAGUCCCGAGGAGGAGGGAGCGGUGAGCUGAAGACGCCCUGUUGGUACAAGAUAGGGUCAAAACACGUAUACUUUUUUCCCUCAGAGCCCCCGGGCUGCAAGCACCACCAGCGCCCAUGCCCUCAGGGAGGCAAAAAUAGCGUAGACGUCACUGGUCUGAUUUUACCAGUGGGAACCUACCCCUCAGGAGGCCAACGUUACACGCAUGGCGCUGCGGCCAGGCGAGAUCACGGACCCAGAAGCCGGGAUCUAGUCUGACGCAGACACUGCUAGAGGCGGGCCUUGGGCCAAGCUCCUCUUAGGUCGGUGACCUCGCUUAGUGGCCUCACCUCUGCAGGCGGAUCUCCCUCUCCCCUUAGUGGAGUCCAAGCCUCCCAGACCGCUCACCCGCUGGCCCUUGGGGAACUCGGCUUCGGGAACGUUGGCCCCGCCCCGCGGCUCCUCCCGCCCCGCCAUUGGCUCCGCGGGCCGGGGGCGGGGCCGAGCGCCCAACCGCCGGGUUGGCGUCAGGCGCCUCGAGCGCAGUUUCCGGGCGUCGGUGGCGGAGAGGCCGGAGCGUCGGGUCGGAGGCUGAGAGGCUGCAGCGGCCAGGAGCGACCCCGCCCCCUCCCCGCUCGCUCUGCCAGGUGCAGGAUCAGAUUCAGGCCUUAGAGACGAGGCUGUCACGGAUGGCGGGGAAGUCUCCGAGAAGAGGAGGUUGCUGUUUACUGAUGAAUGGAGUGUUUCAAAAGCGGUGAAGCCAGGUCAUCCCUUUCUUCUUUUAAAGUGUCAUGUGAUUCUCCGAGGGAGCUGCUGUGUGAGUGGAAAUGCUCUCAGUGCUGGAGAAUGGACCCCCGGGCUGCCAUCCCGGGAGACUCCGCGGCCGCGAUGGCGAUGGCGGCGGACGUCGAGGGGGACGUGUACGUGCUGGUGGAGCAUCCCUUCGAGUACACCGGCAAGGACGGGCGGCGCGUCGCCAUCCAGCCCAACGAGCGCUACCGGCUGCUGCGCCGGAGCACGGAGCACUGGUGGCACGUCCGGCGCGAGCCCGGCGGCCGCCCCUUCUACCUGCCGGCGCAGUACGUGCGCGAGCUGCCGGCGCUCGGGGACCCCGCCGCCUCCUCGCCGCCGCCCGCGCUCCGCCCGGGCCCCGCAGCCCCCGAACCGCUCGCCUACGACUACCGCUUCGUGAGCGCGCCGGCGCCCGCGGGCCCCGACGGCACGGCCGCCAAGCCCCGGGGCCGCGUGAGCUCCCUGUGCGGCCCCGCGCGGCGCGGCGCCUCGACCCAGCACGGCAGCCCCGGGCCCGGCCUGCCCACCUGCCUGUACACGCGGCCCGCGGCGCCCGUGCGGCCCGCGCAGUCCCUGGACGACCUGGCGCGCGCCGCCGUCGCGCCCCCUGCCGGCCUCCUGGGAAGCGCGGGCAGCUUCAAGGCCUGCAGCGUGGCGGGCUCCUGGGUGUGCCCGCGCCCCCUGGCGCGCAGCGACUCGGGGAACGUCUACGAGGCCAUCCUGGACGAGCGCGGCCCGGCGCGGGACGAGCGCCCGCAGCAGGUGGACGACCCCCCGGAGCCCGUGUACGAGAACGUCGAGAGGCAGCCCCUGCCCACGUCACCCGGCACCGCCUCGGUCCCCCGCCCCCCCGCAUGGGAGACGCACAGGGACGCGGGCAGCGGGCGCCGCUACUACUACAACCCAGACACGGGCGUGACCACCUGGGAGUCGCCCUUCGAGGCCUCUGAGGGCGCCGCCAGCCCAGCCACCUCUCCGGCCUCGGUGGGCAGCCGCGAGAGCCUCGAGACAGACUGGGGCCAGUAUUGGGAUGAGGAGAGCCGCAGGGUGUUCUUCUACAACCCGCUGACGGGCGAGGCCGUCUGGGAGGACGAGCCGGAGGACGAGCCCGAGGACGAGCCCGAGGACGAGCCCGAGGACGAGCCCGAGGACGCGCUGGAGGACGCGCUGGAGGACAUGCAGCCAGGCCUGAGCCCACUGGACCCCGGGGAGUGCAGGCCCCCUACCCCUGAAACGGACUACCCCGAGUCGCUGACCAGUUACCCCGAGGAGGACUACUCCCCCGUGGGCUCUUUGAGUGAGCCUCGGCCCACCUCUCCGUUGGCCGCGCCCCCGGGCUGGUCUUGCCAUGUGAGCCCCGAGGGCCAGACACUCUACACCAACCACUACACCCAAGAGCAGUGGGUGCGGUUGGAGGACCAACAUGGGAAGCCCUACUUCUACAACCCAGAAGACACCUCAGUUCAGUGGGAGCUGCCCCAGGUUCCUGUCCCUGCCCCUCGAAGCAUCUGCAGAUCCAACCAGGACAGUGAGACCCCAGCCCAGGCCAGCCCCCCUGAGGAGAAGAUCAAGACUCUGGACAAGGCCGGUGUGCUUCAUCGCACCAAGACGGUGGACAAGGGGAAGCGGCUCCGGAAGAAGCACUGGAGUGCCUCCUGGACGGUGCUGGAGGGUGGCGUCCUGACAUUCUUCAAGGACUCGAAGGCCUCAGCUGCAGGCGGCCUGAGGCAGCCUCCCAAGCUCUCUACCCCUGAGUACACAGUGGAGUUGAGGGGGGCCUCUCUCUCCUGGGCCCCCAAAGAGAAAUCUAGCAGGAAGAAUGUGCUGGAGCUGCAGAGCCGAGAUGGCUCAGAGUACUUGAUCCAGCACGACUCCGAGGCCAUCAUCAGCACCUGGCACAAGGCCAUUAGUGAGGGCAUCCAGGAGGUGUCCGCAGACCUGCCCCCGGAGGAGGAGAGCCAGAGCAGCGGCGCGGACUUCGGGUCCAGCGAGCGCCUGGGAAGCUGGCGGGAGGACGAGGCGCGGUUGGGUGCAGGCGCAGCCGCCGCGGAGGGCGACCUGAGCAAGGUCCGGCACAGGCUCCGCAAGUUCCUGCUGAAGCGGCCCACGCUGCAGUCGCUGCGGGAGAAGGGCUACAUCAAAGACCAGGUGUUCGGCUGCCCGCUGGCCGCGCUGUGUGAGCGCGAGAGGAGCUCCGUGCCGCGCUUCGUGCAGCAGUGCAUCCGCACGGUGGAGGCUCGGGGGCUGGACAUCGACGGCCUGUACCGCAUCAGUGGAAACCUGGCCACCAUCCAGAAGCUGCGCUAUAAGGUGGACCACGAUGAGCGCCUGGACCUGGACGACGGGCGCUGGGAGGACGUGCACGUGAUCACCGGAGCCCUGAAGCUCUUCUUUCGAGAGCUGCCGGAGCCCCUCUUCCCCUUCUCGCACUUCCGCCAGUUCAUCGCUGCCAUCAAGCUGCAGGACCAGGCCCAGCGCUGCCGGUGUGUGCGGGACCUGGUGCGCUCGCUGCCCGCCCCCAACCACGACACGCUGCGGCUGCUCUUCCAGCACCUGUGCAGGGUGAUCGACCACGGCAAUCAGAACCGCAUGUCCGUGCAGAGCGUGGCCAUAGUGUUCGGGCCCACGCUGCUGCGGCCCGAGACCGAGGAGACCAGCAUGCCCAUGACCAUGGUGUUCCAGAACCAGGUGGUGGAACUCAUCCUGCAGCGGUGCUCAGACAUUUUCCCGCCGCACUGACCGCGGGCCCCUAUCCCCACCCUCGGGGCUGGCGCUGCAGACCUGGGACUGAGGGCAGCGACAGUGGUCCUGCCUUAGAAGCUGGAUGGUUGGAGGCCGCUUGGCCAGAUUCACCGGUGAGGCCCUCGGCCUCCCACAGGUCCGCAGGCGGAAGUGUAAUCUGCGCCCCUUGGUGCAGUAUGGAGACCCCUGGUGGGCGUUUGCAAAAUGUGAUUUCCCCGCCCCCACCCCCACCCCCACUCCCACCCCCACCCUCGGCCUGUCCUAUUUCGGAGCUUACUUGGGUUCUGUUCUUUAUUACAGCGACACCUGCUGUGUGCGUGUGAGAAUGUGUUGGGGUGAGAGUUUGUUUUUCGGGAUCGUUCUAUUGGAGGAGGAGGCCUUGGGUGAGGGGCUUCUUGGCUUUUUCAGGCCUGCCUCCCCUCCUCCGCCCCUCCCCAGUCCCCGGUGUCAGCCCUGGGACAGCGGCCUACAGCUCCCCUGCUGCCCUGCCUUGUCUCGGGGCCAGACUCCUGCUUGACACCCUCAGUGGCUGAUGGUGGACGGUUUUCACCUGCUUUCCUGUUCUGGGCAGGCCUCUGCCCUCCCUGACCCACUUGUGUUCUGUGCACCGGCUGUUCAUAUUAACUGUGUCCCUCACACUGGCUACGAGACAUGCACCAUUUCCACACGCAGUCACAUUUGACAAGUGAAGAGGGUGUGGCAGCGGCAAAGUGAC
Messenger RNA from Canis lupus familiaris (dog), 4816 nucleotides. It is a transcript of the gene ARHGAP27, whose product is annotated as Rho GTPase activating protein 27. Gene Ontology annotation, biological process: regulation of GTPase activity; signal transduction. Gene Ontology annotation, molecular function: protein binding. Gene Ontology annotation, cellular component: cytoplasm. NCBI's taxonomy places the organism in Eukaryota, Metazoa, Chordata, Mammalia, Carnivora, Canidae. The record is from RefSeq and is a predicted model, not a curated record.